This is a messenger RNA of Beta vulgaris subsp. vulgaris (sugar beet), 1372 nucleotides long. RefSeq names its product glutamyl-tRNA reductase-binding protein, chloroplastic. The transcript has 5 exons. The coding region runs from base 145 to 1098 and encodes 317 amino acids. NCBI's taxonomy places the organism in Eukaryota, Viridiplantae, Streptophyta, Magnoliopsida, Caryophyllales, Amaranthaceae. The record is from RefSeq and is a predicted model, not a curated record. Gene Ontology annotation, cellular component: chloroplast.
UGCAACUUUGAUAAAGGCGAUUCAGGAUUUGUCAACAGUUAUACUUGUAACGUACUAGUUACUACUAUGUCAUAUUGUCAUUAGUCAUACUCAUCCAACUAAACUCAAAAUCCUCAUCCAAUCUCCAAUUCAAUUCUUGCAGACAUGAUUCUGCAAACCCAAUCUCUUUCUUCUCACAUUUUCCCUUCCAAAUUACUCCCAACCCAGAAACACAAAUCCUCAAAAUCCCUCAAUUUUCUCUCUCUUAAACCAAACCCAACUCGCAAUUUCCCUAUAAAAUGCUCCAUUUCAGUAGCUUCAGACCCAACAACAACAACCCAAAUCAAACCUUUCCCAGCUGAAGUUUCUAGAACUAUAAUGGAAUUAUCUUCAUGUGGGACCCUUUCUACUUUGACCCAUGAUGGUUGGCCCCUUGGAAUUGGUGUUCGUUUCACUGUUGAUUCAGAUGGCACUCCAAUUUUAUGCUUAAAUCUCUCUAAUCGACAUUUCUCCAUUGAUAAGAGGUCCACUCUUCAUGUUCAGCUACAGCAAUCUGGAGUGAGGACUCCACAGUGCACUAUACAAGGUAGCCUGGAUAAACCUGAGGAUAAAUUGGUCCUGAAGAAGCUUCAUUCAGCAUGGCAAAGAAGAUAUGGGGAAGAGAUUCAUGAAGACCUCAUGUAUGUUGUCUCUGUGGAUCGCGUACUGCAGCUAGAAGAUUUUCAGGAGGAUGGUGUGUGGGUGACCUCUUCAGAUUAUAAAAAUGCACACCCAGAUCCUCUAAGAGAUAUUGCUGAAAAGAUUGUGGGUGAGAUAAAUGCGAACAACAUGGAGGAUGUGCUUCGGUUUUGCACCAUUUAUGCAGAUUUGCAAUUUCAAGUAUCAGAGGCAAAAAUGGUGUGGGUUGAUCGGUUGGGUUUCGACAUGCGUCUCUAUUCACCUCUUAGUGGUACAUAUGAGAUUCGGAUCCCAUUCCCUAGGGAAGUGACGGACAUGAAGGGUGUUAAAUCCACAUUUAAUGGGAUGUCUCAAGUUGCUUGGGAAGUUGAGAAGAAUUACUAUCCCCUAGAUUUUAAGAGAGUUAAACAAGUAAAGAAGCUUGCAGCGACGGGAUUAUAGAGGACUAUGGAUUUUUUUGGCUAACAGUAAGUGACCUUCAUCUUCCCCCCUGAGAAACACAACUCUUUAGCUCGCCAUUGUUUGAGAUUGAGUACUAGCCACUUCUUAUAUUUGUUCCGGAUGCAUGGCUGUCUUUGUUAGCCAGUUAGAUUAUGGGCUAAAUUUGCAAGUGAUGAAACACUUAUCAUAGCAGAGUAUCUUUGAAAUUGGUAGUUGCGGAUUGUAAUUGUAUCAUCCAUUAUUCAAUCAUAUUGAUCUGUGGUGUUGAUUGGCA